AUGCUGUCAAGAAAGUCUAGUGGGGCGAACCCGGAAACCCUGAUUAAAAUAGGCAACGCUCUGAUCCGGAGCCGCAUGGAGUAUGGGGCUUCAGUCUAUGGAAAUGCAGCACCUACAAACCUCAACAAACUACGGGUGGUUCAGAACGCCUAUAUUCGCAAGGCGAUGAACCUUCUCCCCAGUACCCCAAUACAUGCCAUGCUGGCUGAAUCAGGGCAACUUCCCAUGGAACAAAGAAUCGAGACACUCACUAAAAGAGAACUCAUAAGAACUAUGUGGUACAGGUCACCCCUGUUAAAAUUUGUCAGCGAAACCUUGAACAGAGAGAUGGGGAACGAGUCACAUCUCACGGAGACGGCGGACAAACAUGCUGAUCUUCUGUACCAAAUACAGCCAUCAGAUCGAGAGGUGCCGUUCCUCAUGCGAAUGCGGUACUUUACGACAGUGGAAUUCGACAACAUUGUGAAAACUACACUGUCAAAUGAUCAGCCGAAGAAGGACAACGCAAACCCAACUAUCUGGCGAGCACUAUUCCGAAAUGCAAUGGAAACCACCUACAAACAACACCACAAGGUAUACACUGAUGCCUCCAAAACUCCAUCGGGAACAGCCUUCGCAGUUUACGACGAAACCGAUUCCAGCGUAAUCCACGAGGGAAUCAACAACAACUUCACCAUCACGAACGCUGAACUGCUCGGCAUCCUGAAGGCGGUGGAGCUGAUCAAGAGCAAGGGGUACAUAAAAUCAGUGAUCCUCACCGACUCAAGGAGUGCCUGUGACAUGCUGCUCAACGAAAAAUGCUUCGAGGAAAACUACCUCCAGGCCGAAAUCUACAAAGAACUGUGCGGAGUCAGGGCGAGCUCCAUCCAAAUACAGUGGAUUCCAAGCCAUAUGGGCAUCGCCGGGAACGAGAGAGCAGACCAGGAAGCUGUCAGUAAAACAAAUGAACCCCAGUCCUUUUUCAACGGAAUCACUAUGAGCGACGCUUUGAUCCUAAGCAGCCGCGAAGUGUGGGACAACUGGACAACCAAGUACCAAGAACAAUCGAGCGAAAAAGGGAAAUGGCAUUACAAAAUACAACAGCGACCAAACAAGAAGAUAUGGAGCAAAGAUCUGGUGCUCAACCCAGAUGAAAUCAAGGUCCUCAAUAGAAUCAGAUCCGGACACUGUCUGACCAAAGACCGGAAGCACCAGUGGGGGUGGGAGGACACCGACCAGUGUGAAUGGUGCGAAACAACCGAGGAUUUGCGACACAUACUAUACGAUUGCCCAAGAUACAACCAGAGCAGAGCUGACUACCCAGUGUUAGAGUACAUGAAACCACUAGAAGACAUCUUACAAGAAAAGUGCGAAGAAGAACUGAAGCAAGUAGUGCGGUUCCUGAAAAGGAACCACCUCCACAUCUAAAGAAUGCGACCACCAAACAUUAAACAACCGGAAGGAAAAACGACCCGUUCAAACACAAAACAACGGUGGCAAGAUGGACCAACCAGUGGUCUUAGCCAGUCGUCAAGACAAGUUCAAAGAAAAAAAAAAAUAUUAAAGUAUCGGUAAUAAAGUGUAUACAAAUAAUGAAUACAGUUGUUGAAUAAUCAUUACAGAGAAAGAUUCUCACAUUGGCGACGAGAACGGUGAACAGUGCAUGUGAAAUUAGUUUAAUUUCGGUUCGGGAAGUGUUGUCUGGAAAAAGAAAGAGAUGAGUGGUGUGUGUGUGUGGUGCAUGCAGAGUGGUGAUGACCUCCAGGUGAUGACUUGUGAUUGAAUUUCAACAUUGGAAUCAAAAAGGUACAACCACAAGUAACGGCCAAGUAAUUUACCAAAAUGCCGAGCAGAGAUGGAUGACCAAAUGGAUGACUGUACUUCUAAUUUUGAUGUGAGACUGAAGCGAGACGUUUAUAAACUGAGGAGACUAUAAGCGAAACAACGUGGAGUGACCUUGCUGCGGAUCUGGAGAAAAAACGAGAUGUGGUACCUUGUGGUAUGCACAUAAUAAAUUAUUGUAUUACUCUAUUACGUUUAGCGUGUAUGUUUACAUUGAGUAUCUGUCAUAUGUGGAGAUGUUGUUAUUGUUGUCUAGAGUGUGAAUCAUUGUAUGUUAUAUUGAAGUAUCGGUAAUAAAGUGUAUACAAAUAAUGAA
Molecule: messenger RNA, 2137 nt
Organism: Aedes albopictus (Asian tiger mosquito)
Lineage: Eukaryota; Metazoa; Arthropoda; Insecta; Diptera; Culicidae
Exons: 2
Coding region: 1-1407 (468 amino acids)
Biological process (GO): DNA replication, removal of RNA primer
Molecular function (GO): RNA-DNA hybrid ribonuclease activity; nucleic acid binding
Source: RefSeq, a predicted model, not a curated record